UGGGGGCACAGCACUAGCUGAGUCGUGUGAUGUGCCAGUUGGAUUGGAAAAUUUCAACGUCAGGGCCGGAUAUUCGGGUUCAUCAAUCGGAAAAAUCUCUCGGACCAACCUGAAAACAGAAUUGAAUAGAAGUUUACUAUGUUAACAUGGCAGUUUACUUCGAUCACCAUAUUGAAGCACCUGAGAAUAUUGGUUCACCAUCAGAGAUUGCUUGGCAUCGUAUCCAUCCAUUAUUGGCAGUGGCCUCUGUAAGCACCAGUUGUAUUCCAGGGGGCAGUGUGGAUGUGUAUCUUGAGCAGGGAGAACACAUUCCUAGUUCACACAUAGAGCGUCCCUUCCAGCCAAUUGUCAUCAGUUGGCAUCCUUCCAAGAGGGUUGUAGCAACUGGAUGGGAAACUGGAGCAGUGAUAUUUUGGUCUGAACAGGGUGUGGAUGAACAACAGAUAGCAGCUGGCACACACCGAGCUCAGAUCACCAUCUUGGAGUGGAGCAGCAAUGGCACACGGCUGGUCUCUGCUGAUAAGGCUGGAGUUCUCAUGGUGUGGCGCGUGGAUCAGCAUGGACGCGUACAAGGAUCACCACUUGGUAAACAGGAUUAUGGCAAGCAGCUGACACAAUGUAUCUUCAAACCUCCUGCUCCAGGAGAGGACCUCAUACAGUUGGCGAAAGCUGCAGUAAGUGGGGAUGAAAAUGCUUUGGAUAUGUUCAACUGGAGAAAGGUUGGAAAGGGAGACGCACCAUUUAAAGUUGGACUUCAGCAAGGAAUCACAUGUUUUGUCAGUGCAAUAGAUGGAACUGUGUACUAUGUUGGUGAAAAAGGGAAGAGCUUACAGCUCCUCAGUACUGAUAGGCCAAUCAGGAAGCUCAUGUACAUGGAGGGGAAGGAAAUCCUGAUGGUUGUGACUGAAGCACUUAUCCUAUCUCAGCAUAGUAUUGCUCUUGAUGGAACAAGUCAAGAGCUUAUGAAGGUAAAGCUGAGUGGAAAGGCAGGCCAAAAAGCUGAUAUAAUCUGGGCAGAGAGUGGCCUUCUCAUUACAGCAACAGAUGAGAUAGUUAUUAGACUCUGGGAUUUAGAUAAAGAUGAGAAUUAUGCUUUGACACUAGAGGAACAUCUGGGGUUUAGCACUGGAGAAAUCAUAAAUUGCAUCUCUUACAGUGAAAGUAAAGGUAUCAUAGCGGCUGGCACCAGGAAAGGACAGGUUGCUUUGUGGCGAAAAACACUGGUCAACCGUUCGAAUGGUUGCAGAAUAGAAGGGAAAGAUCAAUGGAAAUUGCAAGCCCCAAUUGAUCUUGAAGGAAAUAUCACACAGAUCAAGUGGGGCUCCAGUAAGAACCUUCUGUCUGUGAAUAAUGCUGGGACGGUACUUAUCCUCAGUGAGCAGGUGAUGUCUGCUCAUUUCAACCAACAAGUAGCGGCCAUUCAAGUUGCUCCCAACCAACUGAGCCUCACCUUCUUCUCUUCUGAAAACCAACAGAUGCUUCGUACAGACAUGCACGUUAAAGGAGUUUAUGUCACCAAGGAGACAGUUGCAGUAUGGAAUGGAAAACAUGCUACUGUUUUUGAAUCAUUUGGACCAUCACUGAGAAAUGCAGGUUCAUUUCCAUGUGAUUCUUCUGUUUUGGCUGUUCUUGAAGAGAGCAUUUACACUGUGGAGCCAAACCGAGUGCAGGUGCGCACUCUACAGGGUACAGUCAAGCAACUGCUCGUGUUUAAUGAGACAGAGGGAAACCCCAGUCACCUUAACAUCUGUGGGAACUUUCUUGUGGUGGGGACAGACACAGCGCAUGUGAAAGUCUUUGAUCUUUCCCGCAGGGAAGCAAAGCCACACUGUAAUGCUAAAAACCUGGCAGAGCAUGUCCCCAAUCUUGGGAGUAUUACAUCUGUGAAAUGCAGCUCCAAUGGUAAUAACGUCAGCAUUCUCAUCAAUAGGGUGAAUGGCACCCCAGAUUCCAGGGUGUUCUUCUAUGAUGUGGAGAUGGACACUCUGAAUUAUUUUGACUUUGAAACUGGACGACCAAGCAGUGAAAUCUGUUCUGUCCCUCAUGUGGAAGAAAGUGACACGGAAAAGGGGCAUUCUCAGAUGAGUGAACUGCUGGGACGAUAUCCAAUCAGCCAUUUCUGGGACCAGAAUGAACCUAAACUGUUUGUUUGUGAAGCACUUCUGGCUGUUUCAACUUCAAAGCAGUCAAAACUGCAUGCAGCUACUGAGACCAAUUGCCCAGAGUACAAGGUGGAGGCAAUGGUGAUAUCAUUCUUCAUCACACAGGAACAUGGUCUUUUGCUGCAGGACAGUUUCCCCAAAGUGGUGUCCCAUGAAGCCCUGCUGGGGCUAGAAGUGCCAUAUUAUUACUUCUCCAAGAAGUCAGGGGAGACCAUGAAUGAAACUGAAUCAAAGCUAAGUUCUCCUACGAAUCCACAAAUGGUGGCCAAGAGGCCCCUGCGAGACUUUAUUGGGCUGGAGGACUGUGACAAGACGACACGUGAUGCCAUGCUAAAUUUCAGCUUUUAUUUGACAAUAGGAGACAUGGAUGAGGCUUUUAAAUCAAUUAAACUCAUCAAGAGUGAGGCGGUGUGGGAGAAUAUGGCAAGGAUGUGUGUGAAGACACGGCGAUUAGACGUGGCCAAGGUAUGUCUGGGGAACAUGGGCCAUGCCAGGGGAGCCAGAGCCCUACGAGAGGCUGAACAGGAGCCGGAAUUAGAUGCACGAGUGGCCAUGCUUGCAAUACAGUUGGGAAUGCUGGAAGAUGCAGAGAGGCUUUACAGAAACUGUAGGCGGUAUGACCUCCUUACCAAGUUUUACCAGGCCUCAGGUCAGUGGCAGAAGGCCAUUGAAAAUGCUGAGGGGUUUGAUCGAGUCCAUCUAAGAACAACAUACUACAAUUAUGCCAAACACUUGGAAGCUUUAGGGGAUCAUCACCUCGCACUCAGCCACUAUGAAAAAUCAGAUACUCACCGAUUUGAGGUACCACGGAUGCUACUGGAAGAUCUCCAAGGGCUUGAAAUAUAUGUCAACAAAACAAAGGACAAAAGCCUGUGGAAAUGGUGGGCUCAGUAUUUAGAAAGUCAGGCAGACAUGGACUCUGCUUUGAAAUAUUAUGAGAAGGCGCAAGACUAUCUCUCACUUGUCCGUGUUCAUUGUUAUCUUGGCAAUAUACAAAAGGCCUCUGAAAUUGCUAAUGAAACAGGAAAUCAUGCAGCCUCUUAUCACCUGGCUCGUCAGUAUGAGGCUCGGGAUAAUGUUAAACAGGCCAUCCACUUCUAUACCCGUGCACAGGCCUACAACAAUGCAAUACGCCUGUGCAAGGACAAUGGCCUUGAUGAUCAUCUGAUGAAUUUGUCUCUCUUGAGCUCCCCAGAGGAUAUGAUGGAGGCCGCACGUUACUAUGAGGAGAAGGGGCUCCAAAUGGAUCGUGCUGUGAUGCUGUACCAUAAGGCUGGCCACUUUUCCAAAGCUAUUGAAUUGGCCUUUGCUACCCAGCAGUUUAACGCAUUACAACACAUAGCCGAGGAGCUGGAUGAGAAUUCAGACCCUGCCCUGUUGUCUCGCUGUUCUGAUUUCUUCAUUGAGCACAAGCAGUUUGAAAAAGCAGUGGAACUGCUGGUUACUGCAAAGAAGUACUAUGAUGCCCUCCAUCUCUGCUUGGAGCAGAACCUGACCAUCACUGAGGAUAUGGCGGAGAAAAUGACUGUGUCUAAGGGUUCGAAGGAACUCUCUGAGGACUUCCGCCGUGAUCUGCUUGAACGUAUUGCUGACUGCUGCAUGCGGCAGGGAAACUAUCACCUCGCGACCAAAAAAUACACACAGGCUGGCAACAAGGCCAAGGCAAUGAGAGCACUUCUGAAAUCAGGAGACACAGAGAAGAUCAUUUUCUUUACAGGAGUCUCUCGUCAAAAGGAGAUUUACAUCAUGGCAGCAAACUACCUUCAGUCUUUGGACUGGCGUAAAGAUCCAGAAAUAAUGAAAAAUAUCAUCAGCUUCUAUACUAAGGGACGAGCGCUGGAUUUGCUUGCUGGCUUUUAUGAUGCCUGUGCACAGGUUGAGAUUGAUGAAUAUCAGAACUAUGAGAAAGCAUUGGGAGCUCUGACUGAGGCAUACAAGUGCUUGUCCAAAGCCAAGAUGAGGAAUCAAGGUGAACUGGAGGAACGGCUUGGACAGCUGCAGAACAAGUUGACAAUGGUGAAGAAAUUUGUGCAGAUCCGAAGGCUGUAUGAAGAGGAUCCAAAGGAGGCAUUAAAACAGUGCGAGAAUCUGCUGGGUGAGCCUGAGCUUGACCAGACUGUUCGAACCGGUGAUGUCUAUGCGCUGCUAGUGGAACAUCAUGCACAACAGGGGAGUUUUGAGGUGGCCUACAAGUACAUGGAAGAGAUGAUGAAGAAAUUACCUUCUGUCAAUGUGAACUACUACAUCAACCAGCAAAUUACUGAUGCUGUUUAUAAGGCAGUGGGUGUUCCAAUAAAGACCAACGUGAUGUUGGAGAGUGUUCGACACAAUAGUGCAGAGGAUGGAGAGGAAGUGGAAGAAGAUGUAGCUGAGGAUUCUUACAAUGGUGCCGAGGACUGACCUUGAAACUCAACAGAUCGAGCCUUAAAAACUUUGAAACGCAUUUUUAUAUGACUAUUUUACCAAGAGACAAUUUAUUCUGGCAGCCCAGGACUCCUAAUUUUGCCUCAGGAAGGACCUUCAGUUCAUAUUUAUCUGAAACCCAAAGACUAGACUCAGUCACUGUAAACUGACAGAAAACUACACUCCUACUAAAUCUUAUCAUUAUAUCCCAGUGAACACAUGUGUUUCAAAUACUUGUUCAUUCCUUUCUGGCUGAUAGUCCCUGACAACCUAAGAGACACCAACAACAUUUUUCUCAAAACUAAGUGCAAUCGCUUCAUCAUUGCAGCAUCAUAAAUAGAAUCUAAUUAGCUUGUUGUCUGCAAAGUGACUGUUAGAUAUGGAAAGAGUUUUAAGUGCCACUUGGCAUAGGGGAGUCUGAGUGCAGCAACACUAUUGCUCUGUACCACAACAACCUUGCUGCUGCUGUUCCUGAGUUGCUUUUGAGCAAGGGAACAAUCAAGAAAAAUAAUUGAUAGUGUUCCAUUUGACAGCCAAACCCCCCGACAAUAUUUAAUAAGAUUGCUAUCUACAAGUCACAUUUAGGCGAGAGGGAAACUCACUGGGGAUUUCUUGGAUUUUGUCAACUUGUAUACUGAAUGUUUGCAGUUAACCAGAAUGAUUCAAACAGACCAGAAAUUUACAGUUCAAUUGGUCUCUAGCUUUUUAACAGUCAGGUUUAUUAUCCCUAAUGUACAAUUUGUGCUAAAACAAUUUCAAGCAGAUCAUUUAUUGACACUUUUUUAUAUAUUUUUACUAGUAUUUAUUAAAUUACUCUUAAGAUUUGUAAUUCAGUUUUUAUCACAUCCUGUACUUUGUGACAGGAUUAAAAACAAUAAAAACUUGCCACUUGUGA
Messenger RNA from Chiloscyllium plagiosum (whitespotted bambooshark), 5460 nucleotides. RefSeq names its product intraflagellar transport 140 homolog (Chlamydomonas) (gene ift140). NCBI's taxonomy places the organism in Eukaryota, Metazoa, Chordata, Chondrichthyes, Orectolobiformes, Hemiscylliidae. Gene Ontology annotation, cellular component: ciliary basal body; intraciliary transport particle A; axoneme. The record is from RefSeq and is a predicted model, not a curated record. Gene Ontology annotation, biological process: intraciliary retrograde transport. Gene Ontology annotation, molecular function: protein binding.